GUGUAGAAGUCUUUCUUCAAACCUUGCUCUUUUUAUAAGGCCGUAAUAUAAAAGCGUUUGAAAGUAUCUAGAAACGCGCUAUAAAUCCCAUCAAUUAUUAUUGUACUCGGUAAGCCAAGUACAAAAUGUUCGGACUUAACUUGUUAUUGUUCCUAAUUCACGUAAAUCACUCCCGUCAGAAACUAAUUGUUCCGAUUUUUUGUACAACACAUGAAUGCACUGUGAGCCCUAGCAACGAGGCAAGUGUUCUAUGUACCAUAGCAACCAUGGCGGAGGAUCUUUCCCUGACGGAGGAAAAAGGAAAAGAAGUCAUGAAAGAACAAAAAGAAGAUCUCUACAAGCGAAUCCAAGAGCUGAGAUGUUCUAAUGCAGCCCUGCUGGCAGAGAUAGACCUGUUUGAACGAUAUAUCAGCCGCGUCGACCCCCAGGACCCAGUGUCACAUGGAGGGGGAAGUGGUCCAGGGGCCCCUGGUGGGUCCAAACUGGAGAGUGGGGGUCGUGGGCGGAGACGGAGGUCACGCUCUAACAUACCAGAUCACCUCCAACUGCUCACCUUGGAACAAAAACUUUCUGUGGCACAGAGAGAGCUAACAGAGACUCAACAAGACAGAGAGAAACUCAAACAGAGCUGUGACACGAUUGAGGAUAAAUACAAGGUCUCUGUGAAAGAGGCGGAAAUACGCCUUUCAGAAAUCAAAAAGGCUCAGAACGAGUUUGAGCGCAGACUGUUUAAACCGCUGAGGGACACCAGGUUGGACAUCAAGGAGCCUGAGAAGGUGCUUCAGUACAUCCAAGACAAGUCAAAGAUCACCCAGCUGGAUAAGUAUCGUCUGAAAAACCAGGCCCUGAAAGUGAAGGAGAAGAAGCUCCAGCAGCAGCUUCUACAGAAAAGAGAAGCAGGAAAAGCUGAGUACGAGAUAGUUUUCCAGGAGUUUAAUGAACCAAGAAUCGACAAAGACCUGGAUGAACUUCAAGUCAAUAAUUUGAAAGUCCAACGUGUCCUCAGUUCUCAUAAGGAGAAGCUGCAGAGUGUAACAAGGGAGUCCACAGAGCUGAGCAAUGACAUCACAAACAGGAAGCAGGCACUGGCCAAAAUUCAGGAGGAGAUACAGCAUGCUCAGGAGGCAUGUCUAAAGGCAGAGGCUCUAAACCAACACCUGCACUACCAGAUUGCAGAUUAUGAGGCUCCUGGUAUCAUGGAAUACAUUCACCUCAAGGACAAACACAAGAGGCUGCAGCAGAGCAUUCACACCUGGGAGAGGAAGGUCGGGAUUUCUGAGAUGGCCUUGAAGGUCCACAGUAAAGCCUGGAACACACAGAGAGCCACUUUCACUCCUGCAAACAGUGCCGCUGCUGGAGCUGGAUCUGAACAGCACAGAGUCCCAGUAAAGCUUCCACACAUAGCAGAACACAGCACAUAAAGAAACACACUCAGGGGUGUUCACAAAGAAUGGAUUGUGGCAGAUCAGUAGCACUAUGAGUUGUGAAUCAAUUGUUCACGCUCUGUGCUCCAUCUCAAGGUCUGAUUCACAAAGCAUACUAUGCUUAUGGUAUUCAAGUGUAAACACGCGCAGAGAGUUUUGGUGCUUGGUGCAGUUUGCUGUGUUCCGGUCCUGCAUAACAGUCCAGACCAUCUCCACUGAUGUGGAGGAAAUGUUUUUUAAUGUGUUGGCGUUGUGCCUCUCAAAGCUUUGGACUGAUUUAACAUCUUGUUUUAUAACAAUAUUAAUAUCAACGUCACAUUUACAGACAAUUUAUUUUCUAGAUGACACACUUGAAAGUUUAAGCAUGACAUCAGUGCAGUUAACUCUCAGCAGACAGUACUUACUUCCCUAACUACGCAGUGUUUGGGAUUUAGAUGCUUUUUGCUUUAAGUUUAUUCUGACCCAAAUAUUGACCCAAAUCAAUGCAUAGUUGCUAAUUUGAAUACAUGCAGAUGGUACCAGUGUAUAAAGAGGCCAUUUCCUCUGCAGUGCAGAGUGAAUUAGACGCUUUCUUUUUGUUUCACUUUGCACAGGUGCAAAAGCUGCACAAUCCUUUAGUGAAUCAUGCCCACAGAGAGCAAUAAUGGAUGCUGUUUUAGUCUGUUUAUUCAUAUACUGUAAUGUUUUAUUAAAAGUUCCCAGUUAAGCUGCUUCCUUUUCUGUGUAGAGUAUACACAGAAGCAUUCAGGGUUAGCUCCAACAAUGACACAGGCUACUAUUUCAGUGCUCCUUAAAGCUUGGGUUGGUAAUCAGAUUUAGAUACACUUUUUGUCAUACUGGUUAAAAUGAUCUUUAUGUCCUGAUGGCAAUCAAUACAUAAUGUGUUCCUAAAAAAGAGUGAAAAAAACCUGCUAUCUACAGCCGGAGUAAACCUGGGAAAACACCAACCAAUCACCGUGUUUUGGCUCCCCAAAUUUUAAACCAAUCAAAUCCCGUCCAGCCGUUCUGCCCUCCUCCUGCACGUACAUUUCCCCGGCGUGCACUCCUCCGAGUCCCCGUCUCCUGCCUCUACUUCCCCUGACUCUAUUUACUGCCCCUCUCACUCGUCCUCGGGCCUGUCCCCUCUGACCUGAUGAGGUGCUUUGCUCAGGACUGUAGUCCGGAUCAGAGUCUAAAAAGCUCUCACCAACAAGCAGAAUAAUUAAUGACGUUCAGUAAGUCCUACAGAAAAUAUAUAUUUAUUGUAGCGUCCGUCCCGACGCUGUAGUGAUGACGAGCCGAUUUGUGAACACGUUGAUCUUUAAUAACCGGUCACUGUCGGCCGUGAUGACGACAACCAACAAAGCAACAAUCAAUGUUUGAAUGAAUGAAAAACUUCUCCUCUUGUCUCUCCUCUCUCCCACUCGCACACUCUACACCUCUCCUGAUGCCUUCACUGACCGUCAACACUGUAGGAAUUAAGAACAUCUACACUGAACAGGUUUAACAAACAGUAGAGCUGUUACAGUUUUAUAUAUUUAAUUUCAGUUUGAUUAAUGUUUAGAUCUUCAGGUGGGAUACUUUUGUAGAGGUCGUGAAAAUGUUUUCCCCAGAUAUCUCCAUCUUGUAUUGCUAAUUGUUGAGGCUUUGUGGUCUCUGUUCAACAUGUUCAAGAAGUGACCCUGGUCUACUGCAUUUUCAAUCUCCUCCAGUGUUUUGUUGGUGUAGUGGGAUUUCUUUUGUCUGAUGGUCUGUUUGUACUGUUUCAGGUGUUCGGAGUAUUCAUGUAAAAGUGUUGGGUCAUGUUGGUUUCUGUGUUUCUGGUUUGAUAGCUGUCUUAAGUGUUUUCUCAUUUCUUUACAUUCCUUAUCAAACCAUUGUUUUUCAGAGGGUUUUUGAUUACAGUGCUGAUGGCGAGGUUUCUUACUUUUUUCAAGCUUUGCAUCUAAUGCAGCUUUUUGGAAGAUAUUGUUAAUUACUUCUGUGGCUUUGUUGACACCUUCAGAGUUACUGUGGCAAUGUGAACAGUUGACUGUCUUAUUUCAAUUGAAUUCAAAGCUUGUUCAAAUUGUUCAGCACUAUUUGGAGCCCAUCUGUAUGAUUGGUUCAGAUUGUACAGCUUACUGGGUUGUUCCUUAAUACUAUAUCUUGUGUGUUUUUUUAAGUAUAUAUUAAUCUGGCUGUGAUCUGAAAGGGGGGUUUGUGUUUGAACAGUGAUAGCACUGAAUGAGGGAUCCAUGUCUGAGAUGGCAUAGUCAACAACACUUGUCCCAAGAGCUGAACUAUAAGUAAAACGUCCCAAACUGCCUCCUCUGAUCCUACCAUUUAACAUAUACAGGCCGGAGGCCCUGCAGAGGUUCAUUAACUCUUUCCCAUUUCUGUUCAUGGUUUUGUCAGGGUUGUUCCUCAUUGCUGUAGGUGUGGGGGUCAAAGGGGACUCUUUGAAUAUAUAUUUAUCUCCUGUGUGGUCUAUACAGUCAGGAUCUGUACCUGUUCAGGCAUUAAAGUCUCCACACAGGAGUAUUUUCCCUUGGGCUUGAAGGUGGCAUAUCUCUGUGUGUAGGGAGCUGAGGAACUCUUCUUCGUGGUAUGGUGACUCUGAUGGAGGGGCGUAUAUUGCACAUAGAUAUAAAUCUACCUCGCAAAUGUCUAUGUGUUUUUAAAUUUUAAGCCAAAUGUGUUUUUUUGCUUUGUUUAAUGAUUGUGAUGUGUUUGGUAAUAUUAACUUUGAGCCAAAUUAUUAUUCCUCGAGUCUCAACCACGGUGUACUGCUUUCAUCUUAACUGAAGGCACUAUGAUUUCAUCGUAGCCUAGGGGACACUGAGUCACUGUAUUGGAUCGACACCACGUUUCCAACAAAAUCUAAAUAUCAACAUCCUUUAUAUUAUUUAAGAAAUCAGGGUUUGCGGUCUUAAGACCAAAAGUGUUAGAGUAUAAACCCUGAAUAUUCCAAAAGCUUAUUUUAAAAGAUUUCAUUUGUGAGCAAAAAAAAAAAAAAA
Messenger RNA from Notolabrus celidotus (New Zealand spotty), 4402 nucleotides. It is a transcript of the gene cfap263, whose product is annotated as coiled-coil domain containing 113. Gene Ontology annotation, biological process: cilium assembly. The transcript is spliced from 9 exons. Gene Ontology annotation, cellular component: axoneme; ciliary basal body. NCBI's taxonomy places the organism in Eukaryota, Metazoa, Chordata, Actinopteri, Labriformes, Labridae. The coding region runs from base 126 to 1421 and encodes 431 amino acids. The record is from RefSeq and is a predicted model, not a curated record.